UCUCUCUCUAUCUCUCUCUCUCUCUCUCUCUCUCUCUCUCUCUCUCUCUCUUCAUAAUUUCUCUUCUCUGCUCUCUUAUUCCCGGCCUUUAAUAAUACCUAAAGACCAUAAAUACACAUAGAGCAAACGUAUUUCCAUAAAGGGUGUGUUUCUUUCUUUGCUUCUAUACUGAACGAUAUCAGUUCUAUGGGUUUCUUCGUUUCUGUCUGAAUCUUGGGGAAAAACCCUAGAAAACAAAAGGAGGAAAUCAAACCGAAUCAAAGCCCACGUUUGCCCCCUUUUUUUUCUUGUUUUUUUUUUCAUUUGUUUUAAAUUUUGCCUUCCUUUUUGUUCGUUUGUAGGAUUUGAUGGUGUUUCUUGGGUCAUGGGAUCUGUUCACUGCCAUGGCAGAUCUUUUUGGGAUCUGUAUCAUUAGGAGCUGCUGAAAUUUGUACCAGCUUUCAGGUAGGUGUGUCCAGUUACAGAUGUUAAAGCGCUAAGUUACAAAAAAAAAAAAAAGAAACGAGAGGUUAGGGGGAGAGAGAGAGAGCAAGAAGAGAAGAGAUCGAGAAAAACGGCAAGCACUUGGAGAGGCCUGCAGCGAAAAAACGGCACGCGUUUUCUCAAGAAUCUGGAUCUCCAAGGUGAUAACAACAACAUCAUCAUCAAGAAUGGCGUUUUGAGAGGCGAAAUGGGUCUGAAGAGUUCUGGUUCGGGGGGAGGGGAGAUAGUGCAGGUGGAAGGCGGUCACAUUGUCCGAGCCACCGGACGGAAGGACCGUCACAGCAAGGUCUUCACGUCCAAGGGCCCACGCGACCGGCGCGUGAGGCUGUCGGCCCACACCGCCAUACAGUUCUACGAUGUUCAAGACCGGUUAGGUUACGAUCGCCCUAGCAAAGCCGUGGACUGGCUCAUCAAGAAAGCCAAAUCCGCCAUUGACAAGCUCAACGAGUCGCAGGAGUUGGCCUUGCGCGACGUUCAAGGUGGGAAAGCCGCAGAAUCGUCCGACCCUAAUUUCCAAAUGGUCGAUGCUAAAGAUGAUGAUGAUGAUCACCAUCACCAGACCGUGCAGUUCUCGUCUUCUUUGGUUGCCCCUUUGGCGAAUCUUGAUCCCGAGGACGCCAUGAAAACGUUCUUCCCGACGAGUAGUACCAACUCCAGCAUCAAUUUUCAGAACUACCCACACGAUAUAAUCUCAAGAACCGCGAAUCUGAACCAAGAUUUAGGGUUAUCACUUCACCCUAGCUUCCAUGGAGACUCUGGUCAAGCCGGUUCGUCCACGGAUCAAACCCUUUUCGCCACGUUCGAGGCCAACAAUUUCCAAAGAAUGUCCGGAUGGAACAGCGAAUUGACUCCCGAGCAAAGGGGUUUCUUGGUGAGUUCAUCAUCGCAUCAACCCUCGGUUCCGACACUGCUUAAUCACCAACAGACACUCUUCCUCGGUCAAGGACCGCCAUUGUUGUCUCAUCAAAGGGGUACCCUUCAGUCCAGUUUCCUUCAACCGUUUCGGUCAUGGGAUCAUCAUACGGAUCAUCAUCAUCACCACCAUCAACAGAAUCAAUCUUCUGUGUUCGCUUCACAGUUUGGUUCACAUGGGAUCAUGCAAGGGCUCAGUGUUCACAAUAGGAUCCAUGGCGAAGAAGGCGAAGGACUUGGACCUCACCGUCCUUCGGCCUCUUCUUCAUCUCCUCCUCAUAACUCGCAUCCCUGAUCCAAAAACAGAUUGUCAAGAUUUGAGGAACUUGAUGAAUACGGUGAAGCGUAUGAUCGAUAUCGGGAUCCAGAGGAGGAGAGCACGAGAAGAUUCAUAUAGAGAUAUCUUCUGAUAGUUUUUCUUCUUAUCUAUUCUAUAUACGUAAGUUCACAUCUAUAUAUAUAUAUAUAUAUAAUUUAAAUUUUCGGCUGUUUGUUUUUGGUAUUCAUCACAAUGAUCAUGCUCUUGUGUUUAGGGGCUUUGGCUUACGUUUGUUGCUUAAACAUGAGUUUGCUGUGUUAAUGGUGUCUUAUUAUGUGUGUUGCCUUGUGUUGA
Molecule: messenger RNA, 2008 nt
Organism: Tarenaya hassleriana
Lineage: Eukaryota; Viridiplantae; Streptophyta; Magnoliopsida; Brassicales; Cleomaceae
Product: transcription factor TCP10
Exons: 2
Coding region: 671-1690 (339 amino acids)
Biological process (GO): regulation of secondary shoot formation
Cellular component (GO): nucleus
Molecular function (GO): sequence-specific DNA binding; DNA-binding transcription factor activity
Source: RefSeq, a predicted model, not a curated record